GUUCCGCCUCUUCUCUCGGCGCCCAUGGGUUGAAAUAUAAGUGCCGAGGAAUACUGUCACGAAGAUGAGUACAGAUCGGAGAGUGAGGACAAGAAUGCAUGAAAGGUGACUGAGCUAUAUGAAAGAAUGGCAGCAGGGAAAUAAAAGGUGGACAGUUUAGGAGGAGAUGAGUCACUCCCUUAGUUUAUCAUUCCAGCCGCUGAUGGGGAUAUGUACGCGUGUGUUUAUACCAGCACAUAGACAGGCAGACAUAGGGAUAUGUACUCGUGUGUUUAUACCAGCACAUAGACAGGCAGACAUAGGGAUAUGUACGCGUGUGUUUAUACCAGCACAUAGACAGGCAGACAUAGGGAUAUGUACUCGUGUGUUUAUACCAGCACAUAGACAGGCAGACAUAGGGAUAUGUAGUCGUGUGUUUAUACCAGCACAUAGACAGGCAGACAAAGGGAGAGACUUAUGGUUGACAUGGAUGUGUACAAGGAAACAUACUGAGAGUUACCGUGCAACAGAGCGUGGUUUACAGUGUGCAUAUUUAUUUGAUUUAAAGUCCACAAAACGGACAAAAGCACAGCUAGGAGUUUGUUUACUGCCAUUUUGAAAAUUAACUGUGACAAUAACCCCCAUAUAGUUUUGGUAAAUUCUAAAAGACAAAUAUACUUGGAGAAGCUGUCCGUACUUCUGUGCUACGACAUUAUAGAACGGUUAUAAUCCAAUAACUGUACAGGUAGAAGAUACCGUGUCUGGUAAUAUUGUUAACUGACUUAUAAACAUGGUGAGAUUGGUCAUUUCUGUAAUAGUUCUCAUGUUCGGAGUCUUUUUCUACGGCUGUCAAGGCGCCUCCAAGUGUCACAAUGGUAUGUGCUACCAGGUCAUAGUCUACCCAAACUCUACAUGGUUUGAUGCCAGGAAGACUUGUCGGAGACUGGGCGGCCACUUAGCCAGCGUGGAGGACUGGAAAACAGAAUGGACAUUAGAGGGGCUACUACAACAAACACACCAGGACUUGGCACCAUGGCUUCAUAGUUACAGUGCAUGGCUAGGAGGAACACAGAACAUGUCAACUUCCUGGUACUGGGCCAGUCAACACUGGGAUAGCCAUGGCUUAGGCUGGUCUAGAUGGGCACCGUCACAGUCUCGGUGGACGACCAGACAGGCAUGUGUGGCUAUGCAGGCGGACCUACAGUACCAGUGGACGAGCCGGGAGUGUACGGACUAUUUGUGGUUUGUCUGCCUGCGCUUUGUUGACGAGCACGAGUGCCAAGCACCCAACGAAUUUUUUACAGAGGGCGUCUGUUAUCAUCUGAACACCAGCUCUCAGACGUGGUACGAGGCACGAAGACAGUGUCACCUGGACCUUCAAGGUGACCUGGCCACUGUCCACAACAAUGCUGUCCAUAGUAAUAUUAUACGAAUGGCCAAGAGACUGGGACAGGAUGGAUUGGAGGACUUCUGGAUUGGAGCCACGAGAACAAACUGGACUUGGUCAGCUCAUGGUGAUCCAAUUAUGUUCAGUAACUGGGGUUUUAGAUAUGACCCACGUUCCGAGGAAAUGUACCCCUUUCCCAGCCCAGCUCCAACUGGCUGCUUGCAGCUUCAUUUCACUGAUCAUUGUUAUGGAGAAACCACUUCAGAUCCCUGCUUCUUCUGGAAGGAUGUAAACUGCAGCAGCAGGGCGGUUGGCCUCGUCUGUCAGUUCCCAGAAGGGAGCUCGAACGAUUCAGGUUGGGGCUCGUCAUCAGGUUCAGGAUCAGGUUCGGGCUCGUCAUCCGGAUCAGGAUCAGGUUCGGACUCGUCAUCCGGAUCAGGAUCAGGUUCGGACUCGUCAUUCGGAUCAGGAUCAGGUUCGGACUCGUCAUCCGGAUCAGGAUCAGGUUCGGGCUCGUCUUCAGGAUCAGGAUCAGCAAGAACGACAACGAUACCAGUGACAUUAAUAACACCACGAACAAUAGCAGCUACUAUUCAAACCAGGCCAAUAAAGAUUACAACUGUUAUUUCAGCUUCAAUCACAACUAGUUUUCCAGCAACAACUAGUUCUAGUUCAGCAUCAAUUACAACUGUUCGUUCAGAAUCUACUACAUCUAGCGCAGGAACGGGUAAUGCGGACAAUAUGUCCAACCCGAGCAGCCGCCAGGCACUUCCAACAGGUGCUGUAGUGGGUGGCGUGACAGCAGUGGUGGUGGUUGUGACAAUACUUGUCAUUGUGAUAGUGGUCAUCAAAAGAAGAAAACAUGCCCAGUCCGAGUCCAAGGAGAGGAGGGCUUUCAACAACCCUAGUUACACAGAAAACAUCAGGGCAGUGAGCGUGCGUGACGAUAUAUACUCAGAACCAAACGACGACUACAUGCCUCGUGAGGGCGGUGAUCAUCCACAUCAGACCACUUGUUCUGAGAUGAAUGCGGAACACUAUUACCAAAAACUGCAGUAUUCCAAUCAGAGCCAAGAAGAAAAUAUCUACGCGCAGAUUGGUGCCGAUGAAGAUAUCGCCGAGUCUUACAUUGAUUUCAGUGCUUA
This is a messenger RNA of Lingula anatina, 2511 nucleotides long. Its product is annotated as macrophage mannose receptor 1. Lineage: Eukaryota; Metazoa; Brachiopoda; Lingulata; Lingulida; Lingulidae. The record is from RefSeq and is a predicted model, not a curated record.